Molecule: messenger RNA, 4565 nt
Organism: Saccostrea echinata
Lineage: Eukaryota; Metazoa; Mollusca; Bivalvia; Ostreida; Ostreidae
Product: ubiquitin carboxyl-terminal hydrolase 16-like
Exons: 19
Coding region: 86-3205 (1039 amino acids)
Biological process (GO): protein deubiquitination
Molecular function (GO): zinc ion binding; cysteine-type deubiquitinase activity
Source: RefSeq, a predicted model, not a curated record
CGAUUACGUAGACAUAUCAGCCUCUCGUAAUCUAUCUGAAUCAAUUUCUUUAAAGAGGAUAUAGAAUUUGACCAAAUCUGGCUCAAUGAGAGUGCUAGAGACUGAAGCGACACCGUCGUAUAACAUGGGAAAGAAUAAGAAGCACAAACUUCGCAAGACCAAAGAGGUGUCAGACUCGUCAGAUGAUGCUUUAGGAGUGCCACGCUGUAAUCACAUUAACAUGGCUGUUAAUGUAGCAGCCAUGAAAAAGGGAUUAGUAAAACAAGUAUAUGGAGAGUGUGCUUCAUGUACCAAUGAAACUACUCGUAAAACCACAACAGAAGGGGACACAGGCCAGGAGGCAGAGGCGUCCUCUGCUCUGGAAGUAGAACCAACUCUCUGGGUUUGUCUACAAUGUGGAAAUCAGGGAUGUGAUCGUAACUCUCGGGAGAAGCAUGCAUUGAAGCAUUACGAGACACCAAGGUCUAGCUGUCAUUGUCUAGUUAUUAACACCACCUCAUGGACAGCAUGGUGUUACAAGUGUGAUGAUGAAGUUCCUAUAGAGCAAAGUAAGAGGUUACAGGAGAGCAUAGAUAUUAUAAGGAAGCAGGCAGGACUGCCCCAGACUGAUAUAGGUCGUAAACAAAGUCAGACUGGUAGCUCAACUGGAAUUAUUGAGCAGUCCUCCAAAUCCUCCACUUUGACACCAAGGUCAUCAGGAGUGUGUUCAAAGGUCAAGGGUUUGAGUAAUCUUGGAAAUACAUGUUUCUUCAAUGCAGUUAUGCAGAAUUUGACUCAGACACCUUGCUUAGAAUCAGUGGUAGUAGAGAAAAGUAAAAAGGGUCGCUCAUGUACCCUCACCUGUAAACGGGACAGUGACCUAGAUUCUAGCUCAGGGUCAGAUGACAGUGAUGAGGAGAUAUUACCAGACCUUGCUCCUAUAGAAAUAUCAUUACCAGAAGCUGGUCCCUUGACACAGACCAUGAUAGCAUUUCUACAAGAGAUGAACAACUCCUCUGGUCGUUCUAGCACUGUUAAUCCUAUUCCCUUGUUUAGUCAGAUAUGCAAAAAAGCCCAAAGAUUUCGUGGUUUUCAGCAACAGGAUAGUCAUGAACUUCUGCGAUACCUUUUGGAUAACAUGAGGAUGGAAGAAAUCAAGAGGGGACAAGCUGGGAUAUUAAAGCACUUCAAGCUGCCAGAGAAUGUCAACCCAAAGAAAGUGGAUGACGAAAUGAAAAUUAAAAUCAAAGAAUACGGACGCCAAGUAAAAUACACCUUUGUAGACUCUUUAUUUGGUGGAUACCUGAUGAGUACAGUUACAUGUGAGGAAUGUAAAAAUAUAUCCCAGAUAUUUGAGCCCUUUCUGGACCUGUCCUUGCCAGUGACAGAGGAGAAACCCCAGCGGCCUAAUCAGAUGUUGGGAGGGCGUAAAAAAGACAGUUUGGAACACCAUGAGGAAACCGUUAUAGACCACACAGAUAGACCUAGCAAACAUAUGGAGAGGAAGCUGAAGAAACAGGCUAAAAAGGAGGCUAAGAGGAAAGCAAAACUGACUAAAAAUCAAGUGUUUCCAUCGGAUGACCCGAGUUUGCCAAAAAAUGAAGAGGAUGUAGAUCAGGAGGAGGCAGAAAAAGAAGAAGAUGGAGGUUCUAAAGACCCAGAGGAGGAGUCCAGCAGUAGAGAGGACCCCUCAGAUGCUGACAUAGAAGACAAUCUGGAGAGUGAUACCUCAAAAUGUUUUAGUAAACUCAGUUUAGAAAACUCCCUAGCUGAGCCCUCACAGUCAUCUCAGGAAAAACCAGAGGUGGAUCAAACAAGUAACCAAGGGGUGGAUAGUGGUACCUCAAGCAGCAAUACUGAUACGCUUACCUCAGGAAAUAGCACCUCAACAAUUAAACAGGAAGACUCCUCAAUAGGGAAAGAUGGAGGAUUGGUCAGUAUACCAUCAACCACUCAAAGCUACAGUACUGACCUCAAAACGCCAGACAAUAGCACAGAACCUAAAUAUAAUGGUCAAACAGAAAAUCCUGUUUUUCAUAACGAAUGCGUUUCUCAUGAAUGCACUCUGUCUAAUUGCAAAGAGAAUGGUGGAUUGGAAAAUAACAUGGAAUGUGACAAUGAUGUUGACAGUUGCUGUAAAAUGGAUUCAGAAUGCAACAUUGGUAUUCCCAAAAUAAACCAUAUACUUAGUAAUGGUUUUGGAGAAACUGACAAUUGUGGUAGGACUACUAGUGAAAGUGUGGAACCUCAGACUGGGUCAGAUCAGAUCAAGGAGGAGGUCCGAGUGAAUGGAGAACCUAUGCAUUCCCACUCCAGACACAAUAGCACAAAUAGUGAAGUGACAGCAAAGUUAGGAAACUUAAUUCUAGAAGAUUCAUCUGUAGUCAACAGUGUUGAAUACCUUCAAGAGAAUGGAAUAGUAGAUUUGCAGAGUGGUGGAUCCAAUUGUGAGAAAAUAAGUGUUAGCACUCCACCUCCACAUCAUUCCAAAAGUGUGAAAGAUAUAAAGAAGGAAGCGUUGGUCAGGUCAAAGGUCACCCUAGGGUCACGGUAUCACCCAGCAUCUAGGGAGUGUACCAUAAUGACAUGUUUACACCAGUUCACCUCCGCAGAGUUACUGACUGGCAACAAUAAGUUUGGAUGUGCUAAUUGUACGCAGAAGAAAUACUGGCACAAUCAAGGUGUCAGCAAAGAUAAGAGAGAAAAAGUUUAUUCAAAUGCAGCAAAGCAGUACUUAAUAUACACACCCCCAGCCGUGCUUACUUUACACCUUAAACGAUUUGAGCAGGUGGGUUUUAGUUCUCGCAAGGUGAACAGGCAAGUAGAUUUCCCAUUUGUUCUGGACCUAGCCCCUUACUGCAGCUCACUGUGUCAGGGUGUUAGACCAGGACAAAAGAAAAUUCUCUAUGCAUUGUAUGGAGUAGUGGAACAUAGCGGGCGCCUAAAUGCUGGACACUAUACAGCAUACGUCAAAGUCCGACCAAAUAUCGGUAUUACAGGAGACUUUGUUAACUCGGGAGCACCCUCUAUCAAUGACUGUAUCAAACGUUACCCAGAACAACAGAACAGCACUGCCAGUCUAGAAGAACAGGAGGAAAGUUUGGUGGAUCGUCUGGUACCACCUGGUAGGUGGUACCACAUCAGCGAUAGUCGUGUGAGUGAGACCACGGAAUCCACUGUCCAGAGAGCCCAGGCCUAUCUUUUGUUUUAUGAACGAAUUUAUUAAUGUGUGUUCAAAGUUAGGGAAAAUAAGUGAUUGCAAAUUCUUUUUCUAUGUGUCAGUUUUUUUUGUAAGAAUUCUGUAACAAUGAUGGGAAAGAAUCUUUCUUUAAUUUUCAAUACAAAUGUUCUUAUGAAAUGUGAUUCAUUUUAUUAUUAUCUUAAGGGAAUUGGUCUGAAUAUGAAAUUGUAAUGAAAGCUUGUUAAUUUUGAAGUUUGGUCUAAUUGUUCAUUAGGUAUUGGAUGAUUGGUGCAAGGGACAAUACCCAAUUAGAUUUCAUGUAGUUUGUAUGAAACUUGUUAUAGAGUUACUUCUUUAAGUGAUAUUAACAAUAUUCUAUAUGAACGUCAGAUACAGUCUGUACUGUGCAUUUAAUGACAUUUGUUCUUGAAAUGUACAACACUGGAAAAAAGUCUUUCAGGUCAUUUAUUAAAAAUAAAAAUUCAUGGUUGUUCUAUAAAAAUGUGCAUAAUUUUAUGCCUUGAAAUUACUCAAUUCUGUAUCCUUCAAAUUGCAUGUACAAUGUACAUGUAAAAAUACCAUUUUUUAUGGAGACAACAUGCAGCUCUGAUGAAACGAGUACUUAUCGUCCAGGUACUGUAUUGUAUAUUAACAACUGAACUUUGAUGGAUUAGUUUACAGUGCAAUCAUUACACAGUCAUGUACAAACUCCCAGUAACAGAAUUAAUGCCAUAUGUCAGUGACAGACAACAAUAAAAGAUUGUAUAAUAAAUUUGAAUGUGUAAACAGCCAUAUCAUUUUGCACCAGUUAAACUCAAUAAAGAUCAUAACUUUAGGUAAUUUUAGGUCUACCACAUAACCCUUUAAGUAAGGCUUUAUCAAAGUAUGUGAGAGACAGUUGAGUCAUGCAUAUAACUUACAACUACUCAAUCCAUUACAUUUGCCAUAUAUUUACAACUGCAUCAUUUGAUAUGAUUUUUCUAGAGUCUUUUUUAAAAAUAAUAGUUAAACCUUAGUUUUGAGAUAAAACCAUGUGUUAUUAACCAUGAGUUUUUAUGUUUGGAAUAUGUUAGAGAUCUACAUGUAGUAGUUUCAUGUGUACAUUGUUACUUUUGAACGGUAUUUGUUUUUAUUCAAGAUAGUAGUUCUGAAAGAAAAAGCCGUGCUGUAUAUCAGAAUUCCUUUGACAUUAAAAUGUACCAAGAUAAAUUUUAUUGAAGCGAGAAAUAUAUUUGUUGAUACAACUUUGAAUUUCUAUUUAUAUGUAUCAUAUGGUACAAAUGAUCUAGUAAAAACGGAUCCCUACAAAAUCAUGUUAUUAUGAAUGUAUGUUGUUAAUGAUGAUCUUGACUGUUUUUGUGAUACAAUACAGAUAUCUUCUGAAUAAAUUUACUUUACAUUUUCA